Messenger RNA from Cladocopium goreaui, 963 nucleotides. Lineage: Eukaryota; Dinophyceae; Suessiales; Symbiodiniaceae. The record is from the annotation of a GenBank genome assembly.
AUGGUCUCAGGCUCCUUGGACAUCAAGCAAAGGGAGAACUAUGCCAGUGAUCCUCGGAAGAUUUUGGCUGACUUCUACAGCCCUGGAGGUGGCUUGGGGCCAGGUGGAGUUGCGCCAGCUCGAGGCAAUCUGCAGACUCACUGGUUUGCGGUCUAUCGGCCUACUAGCCGCGACGCAUUGGCGAAGUCUCCUGGUUUGAAUGUCAAGGGAAAGUCCGCCAAGCGGAAUCACCUUUCCGGCUUCGUGCCCUUCCUACAAAUCAGCGACAACAAACACAAACGAAGGCUUGGACGAUGUCCUGAGAACUCGCGGGUCGUCGUGUACUUCCAGUCCAAAGAACAGCAAGAACUUGCCAGAUUGGAAUUGGAGCCGCUUAUGCAAGAGCUGCAAAGAGAUCAUGCGCUUGAUCCAAUCAGGCUGAGGGUUGACGGUGUGACGAUUGACAGCAAGUACUCCCACGUUUGUGGCCUUGACAUGCCGGAGCUGCUUCUACGAGAGGCAUACAUUGUCCGUCCUGAUAUUACAUUCCAGGUUGGAUGGGAAACGGGACGCGUCUCAGAACCAGCGUUCAUGGAGAUGAAUUUGCAUGCGGUGCGCAGCAAGAAUCGCCCAAAGGUGGUGCUGUACCAACACGACACUGGCAACCCUAUGAAUCCACAUGGUCUACUUAUUGCAUAUGCCGAAGCCAUGGUCAAGCCAGUGGUUUCGGAUUUUGACACCUUCACGGUUGGCAGUCGGGGAAUGAUCUAUGAACCUAUUUGUGAGGAGCAGCAGGCUUUGAUGCGUUGGAGCUUGGAGCGCACUGAAGAAAUUCUUUUCUCCCCAAGUUCUUCGAGCUGGAACUCCAGAUGGUUAGAGAUCCUUAACGAUGCAGACAGAGAAGGAGACUGGGCGGAAGGAUGGCGGAAGGCAGCGUAUUUCAGGUUGUGUUCAGGUCGUGUUCAGAUUGCGUUUGCAUUUUAA